UACGGCGGGCGGCACCGGCCGGACGGUUAUCCCCCCCGGGGGCGGUGGGAGGCGGUGGCCCAGCCAGGGGAGGCAAUUUUAAGGCAAUACAGCUGUGAUGCACAUCUGUUUGAUUAAGAAGGUGCCGCUUUUUCAUAGUCACUUUGCAAAAUUAGCUGGAUUGAAAAGUAAGAAAAAAUAUGACAGAAAAAGCAAGUGCAGAUGAUUUUCAAGUUCAGGAUUUUCUCAAGAAGAGGAAAAAGAAAAAACGCAAAGAAUACAGUAAGAAACAUGAAAGUGAUGAAGGAAAAAGUAUACAAAAUGCAGAGCCUAGCCGUGCUUCUCCACUGAUGUUUGAAGAUCGAGCAGCACAGAGUGUUGAAGGCUGUAAAAAGAAGAAAAAAAAAGACAAGGGGGAGAAGCAACAGUCUUUGUUAGAUAAUUCUUGUGUAGGACUGGAACAUGAAAUUAGUAUUGAAACUGAAGUGGAAGCUUCCCCAAAGAAAAAGAAAAAAAAGAAGCGGAAGUAUGAUAGUACAGAUGAUCAAAGUGAUAUAACUUGUAUCACAGUAAAUCACCAUAGCACUGAUAAUUGUCAGGAGAUCGAUGCUGAUUACGUUUACUUAAAACAACCUGCUAAGAAGAAAAGAAAAGAAAAACAGCCUGAAGAGGAUGAGGUACGUGAGCUGUCCACCUCAGAAACAGAUGAUAAAAAUGACAAUAAAAGAUCAAAAAAGAAGAAGAAGAAGAAAAGAGGCAGUAGUACCCAAGAUAUGCAGGAAGACACAGAUGUAACUGUUGACGAGUCACUGUUGUCACAUCCAGAGCAAAACAGGCACGGGGAAGACACAGUCUCGCCGUUACCUGCAGAGGGUGGUGUGGCAACGCCCCACCAAUGGUAUGAAGACGGUGACUGUGCUACUUCUGCCCUGAGUGAAGAUUCUGUGGACGUACCUGCUAAUUUUUCAAAGCUGACUAAAGCAGAUGAUCAAUCUCCGCAAAAAACUCCAGUGCAGGCUAGAAAGAAAAUAAAAAGCAGUGCUUAUGUCAUGGAAGACAGCUCUUCAGAAUCUGAUGUAAUGACACCAGAGCCCUCAGCAUCAAAUAGAAAGAGGGACCAGAAUAGUUCCUUUACUAAAAUGGCAGCCCUUGAUGAGCUUAGUCUGCAUGAUGAAGAGUUCCUGAACUCUACCGUGUGUUCGGUCUCAGAUUUGGAUACUGCAAAACAAGAAUUAGAAGAGUUUAUUCCUCACGUGAGGAAUAUAUCGGACAAUUCAAUCAGGAAGAUGGCUGGAAGAGACCUAGCGAGGUUUAAACAGUUUAAAAAGCAAGGUAUUGCUGUCAAGUUUGGCAGAUUUUCCCAGAAGGAAAAUAAUCAAAUCCGGAAAAAUAUUGAAGAGUUCUUACUGAUUACUGGAAUAGACAGUGCUGAAAAACUCCUGUUUACCUCAAGGUAUCCAGAAGAUAAAGACACUAUCAAUCGCCUUAAAGCAGACCAUCUUUUUUGUGAAAAACUUUCUGAGGGCAUACCACGACCCUGGAGGCUGAUAUAUUAUCGAGCAAGGAAGAUGUUUGACUCACAUAAUUAUAAAGGGAGGUAUAGUACAGAAGAAAAAGAAAAAUUAAAGAAGUAUCAUGCUCUGCAUGGGAAUAAUUGGAAGAAGAUCUCUGAGUUGAUGUCCCGUUCUAAUCUCUCAGUUGCUAUGAAAUACUCUGAAAUCAAGUCGGCUGUUAAUUAUGGUCCUUGGUCAAAGGAAGAGACUCAGAAGUUAAUGCAUGCAGUGGAGGAGGUGAUAAGGAAAAGAAUCGAAAAGGAAGAUGGAAAUUCUCUUUCAUCAUCGGAAAAGUCACAUAGAGAGAUCUCGAUUGACCGUGAGGCACUGUGCCAUAAACUACCAUGGACUGAGAUUGCAGCUAAAGUGGGAACUCGUUUUUGGAGACAAUGUAAACAGAAAUGGACUACAGUUUUGACAAACAAGAUGACCAAAGGGCAGCAGCUAUAUAGGGGGACCAAAGGAUUACAGGCCAAGAUCAAUCUUAUUAAAAGGUUGUAUGAAAUGAAGGUGGAGGAUGAUAAUGAAAUAGACUGGGAAAAACUCAGUAAUGCUAUCGGAGAUGUCCCUAAAGCCUACGUUCAAGCAAAAUUUUAUAAGCUAAAAGUCUCCUGUGUUCCUUUGUGGCAAAAAAAGACUUUUUCUGAAAUUAUUGAUUAUCUUUUUGAAGAGAAACUUCCAGAACUUGAAGAACAGUUAGAAAAAAGGAAGGGGAAACGCCUUCGUUCUGGCAAUUCAACAGCCAGUCAACAGAAGAAGGCUUUCCGACUCGGUGACAUUUUUGACUCCAGCGAAGAGAGCGAUUAAUUGACUGCCUUAAAAACAAUUCCUAGUCUGUAUUUAAUGAUAAAGUGGAUCUGAAAGUGGGCAUAGAUCAACAACCGCAGGUACACAGGUUAGCUAAUAAUGGAAAAACUUAAGAUAUGGGUGUCUGAUUUCCCUGUUUCAUGCAGUUUUUGUGUCACCUUUUAUUACCUUUGGUUUUAAAAGUCUUUUUAAGCAUCCAAGCUGCUUUCUGAAUGUCUCGAAAAUGGUAUUUUUUCCACUUUUUUUUUUUCUGUUGAGUUGGAAGCUGCUGUUUACCCGCUGUGCAUGAACCUGGUUUUCAGAACUUCAGUGAAUUUUAAACCAUUUUAAAAAAUAAAUUCUUGGAGUUGGGAAAAGGCUCAAACAAGGACAGCUUUCAAUUUGCCUUUAAAUAUCUAUAAUAAAUAAAUCUUAAGACAUCUGUGUUGAUGGAAACAGCACAACAUUGAGUUUGGGUUUUUUAGCAGAUAUCUUGUUCUUAAAAGCAACCGAUUUUUAUUUCUGAUGUAGACUUGUACUUUUGUCAGCCCUUCCAGAGAAAAGGGCUUUUUGUCCAUUACUGUUCAUAAAUUGUAAUGUUAUCUCAUUCUAAUCAGAACAGUGCAUUUAAAAUGCUUUUAAAAUCUGGAAUGUUAAUAUUUGGAAUACAAAGACAAAAUGGACAGUGUGUAUAUAUAUAUACAUACAUAUAUAUAUUUUUAUUGUGCCAAGGACAAUUUCUACCUUUUUAUAAGACAGUUGAGGGAUAAGAGGGAGGUUGUACGCAUGUCAUUGUAUAUUUUUGACUAUCUCCUAGAGUGAUAUUUGUAAAUUGACCGAAUGAAUGUGUUAAAAAAAAUAAAUUUUACUCUGCGUGUGUGUUAAAGUAUUUGUAUGGAUGGUUAGACCAAGUCUUCUCGCGUUACUUUCUCUGACAUACUGCUUUGCGAUGGUCGCUUUGAUAAGUGAUAAUUGCCUUCUCUGAUAAUUAUCAUUGGAAACGCAGAACUUUCAAUGGCUUCAA
Chroicocephalus ridibundus (black-headed gull) is the source of this 3342-nucleotide messenger RNA. It is a transcript of the gene TTF1, whose product is annotated as transcription termination factor 1. Gene Ontology annotation, cellular component: nucleolus. Gene Ontology annotation, molecular function: chromatin binding. Lineage: Eukaryota; Metazoa; Chordata; Aves; Charadriiformes; Laridae. Gene Ontology annotation, biological process: termination of RNA polymerase I transcription. The record is from RefSeq and is a predicted model, not a curated record. The transcript has 12 exons. Bases 180 to 2339 code for a protein of 719 amino acids.